Messenger RNA from Condylostylus longicornis, 2184 nucleotides. RefSeq names its product testis-expressed protein 10. The record is from RefSeq and is a predicted model, not a curated record. The transcript has 4 exons. Lineage: Eukaryota; Metazoa; Arthropoda; Insecta; Diptera; Dolichopodidae. Bases 188 to 2131 code for a protein of 647 amino acids. Gene Ontology annotation, cellular component: MLL1 complex; nucleus.
ACUCGCAUACUUGAGGAGUUGAAAAAAUUAAUAUUACUUAAAAGAAGUGUAGUUAUAAAAUAACAUUCACAAAAAAUAAUCAACUAAUCAACACUAAGUAUUGGAAUAAGCACGUGCUACUUUGAUUACUGCAACAAUUAGUAAGUAAAUAGCAAUAGCAUUUUAUUUUUAACAAGAAAAAAUAAAAAUGGGUGGAAAACAUAAAAAAUUUUUGCGAUCUGAAAAAGCAAAAGUUAAAUUAAAGGGUGCUAAAUUACCAAAAGGCUUAAAUAUAACUAAAACUGAAUUCAAAGUAAAGAAAAUAAUUUUAAGAGAACAAUUACAGGAGCAAAAAUUUGAAACUGGAAAGAAAAGACAUGAUAUCAAAGACGUUCUGUCACGUCUUAAGCAUCACAAUGUUUCAUUUCGCACCGAAGCUUUGAAUAAUUUAAGAGAAUGUCUUUCAUAUAAUUCUGAUGAAAUCUUUCGUAAUUUAAGUCAAAUUAUACAUGGUUUAUCUAUGUUAUCUUUAGAUAUAGAGAAAGAAAUCCGUCGGCAAUCAUUCAAAGUUUUUACUGAAUUGUUCACAAUUUUUGAAUCACAUGUUAUAGAACCAUUUUUCAAUAUCAUUUCGUCCUAUUUAAAAUGUUCAAUGUCGCAUCUUAAUCAUUCAAUUCAAGAAGAUUCUCUUUUAUUUCUUGAUGUUCUAUUAAAGUAUGUUCCAAAUUUAAUUAUGUUGCAUCAUAAUCAAAUAUUUAUAAAUUUUCUGGACAUGAUAUCAAAAUUAAGAAUAGAUUCAAAACCUGGCAGAAUGUUGACUGUUAAUGUUGACAGGAAAAGUACAACAAUCAAAUGGAGAAGUAAAAUUUUAGACAAAUUGCAAAGAUUACUUCAAAUAAUAAUUAAAGAUUGGACUUCCAAACUAAAUUCUUUGUCAGGAAUGCAGGCUAAACCCAAAGAAAUAUUUUUGGGAAGUAAUACAUUUUAUUUAGAACUCUAUGAUACUUCAGCUUCAAAAGUUAAUUUCGAUUUAUUUAAUAUAUUUAAUAAAUCGGUUGGACAAUAUCGGUCGGACACUAUGGAUAAUGUUGAAAAAUCUAAGAAGUAUAUUGAAAGUUUGUGUCCGUUAUUACUUGAAGCUUGGAUGGAAGUACGGCCAAACUUUUCCGAAGAAGCACCAAUAAGAGUAGAAAUGUCAUUAUCAUUUGAAGCUGCUUUCACUCUGAACACUGUUCUUACUAUUUUAGAAUAUUUAUGGGAAAUGGUGGAAAUUUGUGAACGAAAAUUGAAUAUAGAUUUUAGUUUAACACAUUUUUUUCAAAAUUCUUUUGCAUCUGAAUUCAAAUCUCAAAUAUUUAGGAAAUUUCCGUACCAACAACUUGAUGUUGGAAACAAAUAUGAAAAAAAAGGAAAACAAAAAAUUCCAAAAGACCAAAUAUCUUCCGAUUUAGAUUGUUUCAAAUUAAAUUUGACAUUGGUUUAUCUUUACAAUAAAUUUUAUAAGUCGGCUAUUAUGAAAAACCGAGAUCAUUCUAUAGCUGUUCUGCAAUACACACAAUUUGUUUUUGAGAAUUCACACGUUUCAUUUGAAAAUCUAAUAAUAUUUGAAAAAACUUUAAAAUCUAUAUUGUUAUGUAAUGGGCACUAUUUCAUAAAAGUUGAUAAAAUUAAGUGCAUACAGCUGGUAAAAAUUUUAAUAGAAAAAUACAAAAAUGAGGAGCUUUCAAAAAAUUUAUCAGCAACCAUUUUAGCUGUAUUAUGUGAUAUAAUAUUGGAUGACCAAUUGUUAUCUCUUUAUGGGGCAGACGAAUUUUCAUCAUUUUUAGAUGUUUUACCUUUAAUGUUAAAAAAGGAAACUAUAUCUGUAAAAGUUAUUAAAACUCUUACUAAUUUAGGAAAGCGAAAAAAUGAAAUAUUUUUAAAAUCUUUAGGAGAACAAAUAGAAAAUGUAAUUCAAAACAUUGAAACAGUCAAAAUUUCAGAAUGUGAAGAAAUUUUUGAAGGAAGAAAGCUUAUCAUGAAUUUAUUUUAUUGGAUUGACUAUUGGGAUGAAAAUACCCGAGCAAGUUUAAUUAACAAAAUUGAAAAAAAUAUAACAAAUGAAAUUUAUUCAAGCUAUUUCAAAUUUAUAAUUGAGAAAGCGUACAUGUAAUGUUUUACAUUUCAAUUACUAAGCAAUAUAAUAAAAAGGUUUCUAAUUAAUAA